This is a messenger RNA of Symbiodinium sp. CCMP2456, 1996 nucleotides long. NCBI's taxonomy places the organism in Eukaryota, Dinophyceae, Suessiales, Symbiodiniaceae. The record is from the annotation of a GenBank genome assembly.
GGAGCGUGACGGUAUUGAUGAGGAGGUGAAGAGACAGAAGGCCGAGGACGGCGACCUCCCAAACCAGGUGGAUAUGAAGGAGCUCGGCUACCUCCUCCCUACGCCACCCGGCGCCUCCUCAGAAGGCGGCUUCCGACGUGCAGGUGCGGAUUACGAGCGGAACAAUUUGACAGCAGUUUGGCUACGCGAGGUCACGGGCAAGGUCUACGAUGAUUCGAUCAAGCCCAUGAUCAUCGAGCAGAACACGGCUCUGUCGCUGAGCGUGGAUGUGAAGUUAGUCAACCACGCAGAGGAUGAGCAAGACAGGAAGGCCUUGGCGCGCCUCUUCACCCUCUCGGAAGAGCAGCAGGUGAAGGUGGACGAGGACAUAGAAAUGCUCGGAGAAUGGUGUACCAAGCACGAGCCAAAGCUUCUGGAUGUGAUGCCACCUCCCAAGGAGAUCGGCGCUCUUCCGGAGGUGGAAGGACCAUCAGACCGUCAAAAGCAGCUCCUGGAAUACCUACCGCUACUGGACCUUUCGCAACUGAAAGGUCCGUCAGCACAGUCACUGGGAGCCACCCUGUCUGCCAUGCAGCAGACAAAGACGGAUGCACACCUGCUCUUCAAGGCAGAAGACCUACCUCGACCACUGACGCAGCCCGAUAUGGCGGAGGUCGAUAUCGUGCCGUAUCCCCUGACGGAGCAGGACAUUCCGGGCUACCAGGAGAUGCAGGCGGCGAUUCCGACGCGACAGCCAGUCAGUGCCCUACGCGAUCCCUUCCAGCGGCCUUUCCUGUACCUGCCGGAGUUUCACGAAACGUUGAUGCCGGUCUUCGAGAGCUCUUCCAACUAUGGGCAGUGCAGGAUCGCCGAUGCCGUGCCAGCUGAAGAGAUGUGGCUCAGUACCACGAUGAGCAUCUUCCAGGAUAACAAUGACCCAGAGAAGGUCCGCGGCUGGGGUUACGUGCCGCCUCGAAAGCGAGUGAUGCCGGUGUUGAUCGAUGAGCCGUAUCUUCCGCCCUACGACAUGGUUGGCUGUGCGGAAGGUGUCGGCAAGAAGAUCAUGCUGCGAGGCAUUUGGGAUGCUGAGCUCUUCAACCGAGACGGGAAGAUGGUGCCGCCACUGAAAGAACGCGGCCGAGGCCUCUACAUUCCGAUUCCUGUCGAGCAUCCAGAUUUACCCGUCUGGUCGCCCACGCUGUCGCCGCAAAAGUCCCGCGAGGAGAAGGUGACAUCACUGAUCCCGACCAUCCCGGUGAGGUCCUACACACGCUUCCGGCCAAAGAAGGUGCUCGCUGACAUGCCCGGAUUUCUCUGGGACCUCGUACGCGAGGAUGCCGCCGGCCAGGGCCUCUGGGAUGUCAUCCGACAGCGCCACGACAUCCCAAGAGAAGAGGCGGAGAUGAGGCAAGCGGAGCUGGCGCGCCUCCAGGAGGAGAUCGACGAAGAAGAGUCGCAGAUCACAGCCACGGAGGAGGCUGAGAAGGCGCAGAUCCGCGCUUUUGAAGGCAGUCAAGACAUGCCAGCCGGUUCUCCUUCAGCCAGCCGACCAGGGACUCAACAAUCUCGCUCUCGGUCGCGGCCGGGAACGCGACAAGAGGCUUCUCGUCCGGGGACGACGCAAUCAGGCGUACGGCAGGAGGGAUCACGCCCCGGCACUGGCCAAGCCACACUGCAGCCGCCGGGCACGGGCACGGCUCCGAGCUCACCCACCCCUGCGGGUCCUACAAGGCCUCCGCUAGCAGAGCCGAGCGCCCACCUUCCCAGGAUGGAGAUCCCGGCGCCCUCUACGCCGCUCCCAAGCAACGUGCUGCCCGGGGCUACCAUGGCGCCCGCUGCGGGAGGCAUCAGCGCGAGGUCUGGGGUCUCCGGGUCUCCCAUCCAUCUCGAGGAGCGAUCCACGCAGCUAGUUCCCUUGGGCGAGACGCGAAAAGUCGAGGAGUUGCUGGCCGAUGACAGGUUCCUGGACUCUUUGGCCGGGAAGUUGGCGAACCGCCUGGGUGGCAUGGGCCUGCAG